Molecule: messenger RNA, 3448 nt
Organism: Styela clava
Lineage: Eukaryota; Metazoa; Chordata; Ascidiacea; Stolidobranchia; Styelidae
Product: insulin gene enhancer protein ISL-1-like
Biological process (GO): positive regulation of transcription by RNA polymerase II; neuron fate specification; axonogenesis
Molecular function (GO): DNA binding; DNA-binding transcription factor activity, RNA polymerase II-specific
Source: RefSeq, a predicted model, not a curated record
UAUUUAAAUUCAUAGCCAUUUAAUACAUAGUUCAUUUGUAUAAACAGCGAAGAGCCUGGAUUAAAUUGACACUCAUGACUGCAAAAGACAGCUAAGAAGAAAAAAACAAAAGAAUUAGUGCCUAAAACUUAUCUUGAAUCGAGAAAAUCUUCUAACUUUUUAAAUUGUUAAAGCUGCUUGUAGCAAGCAGCACCUACAAAGGCAAGAUUACUUCCACGUUUUCUACCUUAACCGGCAAGAUUCUUCCCCUUUCAUUCCAAACGGAAAAGACGGAUCUACAAGGGGAAGAAAUCUACGAUUUCGAGGAUCCCCACAUCGACAAACUGGCGGUCGGAAGUUUGUGCGAAAUGGGCGACCCGAGCCAAAACGGCCACGGAUGUAACAUGAAUUGUGCCGUGGAUCCAAACAGGAUACCCCUAUGUGUGGGAUGUGGCACCCCCAUUCACGACCAAUAUAUUCUCAGAGUAGCACCAAAUCUAGAAUGGCAUGCUGGAUGUCUAAAAUGUACGGAUUGCGGCCAGCAUCUCGAUGAAACCAGGACGUGCUUUGUUAGAGACGGAAAAACAUAUUGCAAACAAGAUUAUAUAAUGUUAUUCGGAACAAAAUGCAACAAGUGUGGCCUGGGAUUCACUAAAAAUGAUUUUGUAAUGCGAGCUAGAAACAAGAUUUAUCACAUAGAAUGCUUCAGGUGUAUCGCAUGUAAUAGACAACUCAUCCCUGGAGACGAAUUUGCGCUUGGAGACGAGGGACUCUUUUGCAAAGCGGAUCACGUCGAACGGUCUGUGCUUCAUACCGACAUGUUAGGUCUUCAAGGAGACCCACAUAUGACACCCGGUCUAUCACCCAUGGGCAUGCAAAACGGUGGUGUUUUGAGUCCAGUAAUGGGAGGAGUCGUACCGCCGGGGCACAUGGGAAACGGCACUCCUGGUGGAAGUUCAGCAUCUUCGGGAGGUUCAUCAGCGGGUGGAAGGCGUUCACAUAAAGAUCCAAAGACGACACGAGUCAGGACAGUUUUAAAUGAAAAGCAACUUCAUACAUUGCGCACUUGUUACGCGGCUAAUCCGCGCCCGGACGCUCUUAUGAAAGAACAAUUAGUCGAAAUGACUGGACUUUCUCCUCGCGUAAUAAGAGUUUGGUUUCAAAACAAAAGGUGCAAAGAUAAAAAACGAGCGAUUGCCAUGAAACAAAUGCAAGAUCAACACCAAAAUCCACAUCAACAUCAAGACGGCGACCAGAUUAUGUCGAACGGAGUGCACGGAUUAUCUGGCAUGCAUGGAGUCCCGAUGGUUGCUUCUGAACCGGUUAGAAACGACAAUGGAGUCAAUGCCAAACCGGUAGAAGUCCGGAAUUAUCAACAGCCAGCGUGGAAGGCGCUCAGCGAUUUUGCCUUACAAACUGAAAUUGACCAACCUUUUCAACAACUGGUUAACAACUUUUCCGAUCAGGGCCAAGGAUCGAUGUCUGAUUCGUCCGAUAUCAGCAGUAUACCAUCGGUGUCGUCAGCUCUGACGUCAUGUUCGACGCCGAUGACGUCACAGGAUAUCAACGUAUCGGUAUGCAGCUAAAAUAGAAAAUGGAGUGUUCAACUGACGAUAAGAUUAUAUGCAUAUAAUCGCCCUUGCGAGGUAUAUAUCUACAAGUAUUGUGCCGCGCCGAACAGCAUGUAAGAUUCCGGCGAAGGCAUCCGCAGGCGGGUGAUGAAGCUUACAGACCAACCAGAACUAGAUGAACUGGAUCAAAAGAUUCGCUAAUUACACCAUCAAGUUUAAGUAAACUUGACAACAAUAAUAUCCUUGCUUAUUUCACUUUCUUAUCUUUUUUUUUACUCUUUAUUCCUGUUUAUAGCAUUAUUAUUAUUAUUUGUAUCGUAUAAAGGUUUUUUUAUAAUAUAUUUUAUCGCAGUUUCGUUGCGCAUUUGUUGGCGUUUUGAAAAAUUGAUGAUUACACCUGAAUCCAUGUUUUCAUAUUUCAUUUAAAAAAUUGAAACUACCGAUGGUAAUUAUGUCAUUUGUCUCGACCCUCGUCAAUUGAACUGUACUAUGAUGCCAUCUCACUCAAACAAGACACAGCAAGUUGGUUUUCAUGAAUGCUAGAUACAAUUCCGAUCUUGAAUUUAAGCCUAAUUCCACCGGAUUAUCGCGCGAUAUACAUGUUUAUAUUUCUUUUUUCAAAUUAAUAUUCCUUCACCACAAACCCGCCCACUAUACGCCAGGUCUUAAAUAUGCCACUGAUUGUGACCUGGCUUUAGGUAUUUCGCAUAUAAAAAUUCAAAAAAUACAAAUUACUUAUAGUUAGUGAUAAGAUUACUGUUUUAUCGGAUAUUAGGUAUUUUAAUAUUUUUAUCUGUUCCGUCCACUAGUACAAAUUCAUAUAUUAUCACUCUUACACACAAAUGUAUAAAGAAGCAGUCUAUAUUCACAGUCCUACAGUUUAUAAUAUUAAAUAUACAACUUUACACCUAACCAAUGCUGCUGAAAAACUGUCAUUUUAAUUCUCUCGUAUUAUUUGUUACGCAUGACUAAUUUAUAAAUUCGAGAGUUUCUAUUUUUAAUCGUUCAAAAAUAACUUUAAGAUAUGGGAUUCUAAUGUUACCGCAGCUUUGUGUUACUUAUCUUUAUUAUUUUUUAUUAGUAUAUUAUACUCGAUACUAUUAUUAAUAUUUACCAUUAUUAUGCUAAGUUUUGCGCAUUUUCUUUAUCUUAUUUAGGUAUGAUUGAAGCGUUUUUAUCUUAAUUAAUACCGUCCAUCACUUGAAGCGAAUAAUAGUUUUUUAUACCCGAAUAAUAAAAUGCUAUAUUGUAUUAAAAUUCGAUUUCAAGUUUCUCAAAUAGUGAAGUUUGCGUCAAAAUUCUUUUGUCGGAAUAUGAACCAUUUACUCCCUUUAACUCGUACUGGAAUUUUCUCAAAUAUGAAAAAUUGGAUGCCAAAAUACAAUCUAGAUGUCAGUUUACUGAAAAACUGAACAAUUUUUUAUUAUAAAUGCCUUUAUUUAAUAAUUUGGCUCUUAUAUUUCUUCUCCGCUGCUCCUGACGACUUUUAAUUAUUUGGCUAUCAGUAACACUUUAUGUUUGUUUCGCUCAUGGUUUCUACUUGUUCGUGUAUAAAUUAAUUGAUUUGGAUAUAACAAAUCACACGUAAAAAUCUGCUUUCACUCUCGCACAAGUAACCAUUUCAAAAAAUAUCAUUGACGACUUGCACUGAAUAUACAAAAUGAUUUACAAAUUUUAUUUUGGAUGGGCAAAGGAAAAUGAUAUUUGUAAUGAAAUUCUUACCAUUUAUAUAACGUGUUUUCAAUUUAUGUUAACCACUGAUAUUAACGCAUUGUUUAUUUAUUUAUAUUUUUGUGACGUCAGAGUGUGACGUCAUGACAAAUCGUUGUAAUGUGUUGUUGUGGUAGUAGGUCAAUCGACCCAAAUUUAUUAUUACUGAAAUACAUUGCUAAAAACUA